UAAUAUCCCAACACUCAACAGCUUCUACUCCCAAACUUCCACCUGUUUUAAAAUUCCAUUCACUGCCAGUACAUAAUCUCGCUCUCUUUUUGAGAGUUACUGAAAACUGAAACAAAAAAGUAGAAAAAAAUCCAUGGAAGGAGUAUCAGUCACCGUGUACAGAAGAAUUACUCGAUACUGGCGGAGGAAGGGAUACGAAAAGCUAAACGGAACCGCCGGAGGCCGCGGAAGAAAAUCACGUGUGGUUGAGCUAGCUGCUUCCGAUGGAUCUAGCCGUCGACGGCGGUUCUGGAGGAUAAAAUUGACUCCAAGGCUUAAGCUCAAGCUCAGAUUCACGCCGAAGAAGUUUUUGAGCGGAUUGCGUGAUGCAUACGUGAAUAUGAUGAUGAAACUCGCGAACACGAGAAUGAUCAGCACCGGAUAUUCCGGCGGAUACUCCGGGGAUGGAGUGACUGGAUUCGGAUUGAGACCGAUCAAGGAGUAUGAUGAAAGGAUGAUUGUUGAGAUCUACAAAUCGAUUAUCUUGGCGCAAGGUCAAUUGUUGCCUCGUGAUGCCGCCAGAAUGGGCUCCGGCAUUGUAUGCCGACGGUAAUAAUUAAUUCUAUUAUCGUCAAUGGACAAACUUUCAGAUCAAUUUAAUUUUUUCCAAUUUUUUUCCCGGAAUUGGAUCUGUCCUCUGUUGUAACUUUUAACAAUAACCAUGGAAUAAAAUGUGCAAAAAAUACUGUUUUUAUUUUCA
Messenger RNA from Olea europaea var. sylvestris, 739 nucleotides. RefSeq lists its product as uncharacterized. The record is from RefSeq and is a predicted model, not a curated record. NCBI's taxonomy places the organism in Eukaryota, Viridiplantae, Streptophyta, Magnoliopsida, Lamiales, Oleaceae. The transcript has a single exon. The coding region runs from base 134 to 592 and encodes 152 amino acids.